Molecule: messenger RNA, 1345 nt
Organism: Nematostella vectensis (starlet sea anemone)
Lineage: Eukaryota; Metazoa; Cnidaria; Anthozoa; Actiniaria; Edwardsiidae
Product: kelch domain-containing protein 3
Exons: 11
Coding region: 168-1313 (381 amino acids)
Cellular component (GO): cytoplasm
Molecular function (GO): chromatin binding; protein binding
Source: RefSeq, a predicted model, not a curated record
GGCUCACAAAACGCUCGCGCAUUUGCGAUCUGGUCUUCCAUCCAAGCUACUGUGUGUGCAUGCUGUAGUUUAGUGUUUUUAGCCAUUAUAUAUAUUUCAGUUUAGAAGUGCACUUAACCCUUUAAAAUAGAAUAUGUUGUGCUAAUGAUAUUUUGCGUGCUGCUAAGAUGGCAAUGCGUUGGGUUCAGCAUGUCGAAGGAGGCCCUAGGAGAGUGAACCACGCUGCUGUCGCUGUUAGAGAAAGAUUUGUCUUCAGUUUUGGUGGAUACUGCACUGGUGAAGACUAUUUCUCCAUCCACAAGCUAGACGUUCACGUAUUUGAUAUCGUGACUUGUAGAUGGACAAAGCUUCAGACUCCUUCUGAAGAGGAUCCCUGUGAGUGCACCCCCUAUAUGCGAUAUGGGCACAGUGCAUCUAUUGUAGAUGACACAGUCUAUAUCUUCGGUGGAAGAAGUGAUGUCCAGGGUGCUUGUAAUACACUCUAUUGUUUUGACACAACAACGUUAACAUGGUCAAGACCACCAACAAAAGGAAAACCUCCUGCUGCCAGAGACGGCCACACUGCCUGUGUCAUUGGAAAGAAGAUCUAUAUAUUUGGUGGUUAUGAGGAGGAGGGGGAAUGUUUCUCCAAUACUGUGGAGUACUUGGAUACUGAGAGUCUCACAUGGUACAGAUGUAAAAUAAAAGGGUCCCAGUCUCCUGCAAGCUGGAGGGACUUCCACACAGCAACUGCUAUUGGCACAGACAUGUAUAUAUUUGGUGGAAGAGGUGAUAUGUUAGGACCCUUUCACUCUGGCCAGGAGGUUUAUACAAACACAGUUUCCAUUUUUAAUACAGAAGAAUGCUCAUGGCAUAAUGCCAGUCCUUCUGGAGAUGUUCCAAUUGGACGACGUAGUCACUCAGCAAUAUGCUAUGAUAACUGCCUCUAUGUGUUUGGGGGCUACAAUGGUCGUCAGCGUGAACACUAUAAUGACAUAUAUCGCCUGGACACCAAGUCUCUAGUGUGGGGUAAGGUGGAUGUCCCAGGCGUUCCUCCGUGUCCGCGGCGACGCCACUGCUGGUGUCUACUGGGUUCCACUAGUGUCAUUUUUGGAGGAACAAGUCCAAUUGCUGGGUCCACCACAGAUGACGAAUUUAGUUUACAGGAUCACUCUGAUCUCUAUGUUCUUGAUUUUGACCCAACCUUGAGAACUUUGUGUAAGAUUGCUGUCCUUCAACACAAACUAGAUAUUGGCGUGUUGCCAAAAGUAUUAAGAAUGGAAUUGAAGACAAUGGAAUCUGUACUUGGCACAGAGCGAUCCUCUCAUGGAUAGCUAAAUUUUAUUAGUUCUAUUUUUAGACAUAA